Molecule: messenger RNA, 1029 nt
Organism: Schistosoma haematobium
Lineage: Eukaryota; Metazoa; Platyhelminthes; Trematoda; Strigeidida; Schistosomatidae
Gene: SIRT2
Product: NAD-dependent protein deacetylase sirtuin-2
Exons: 11
Coding region: 1-1029 (342 amino acids)
Molecular function (GO): histone deacetylase activity, NAD-dependent; NAD+ binding
Source: RefSeq, a predicted model, not a curated record
AUGUCUUUCAACUUUUCGGGGAUUAAGAAAGCACUGUUUGGAGAUGAUACGCCUCGACCAAAACUUGGGUCUCUCGAUAUAGAGGGUGUGACGCAAUUAAUCCAGGAUGGUCAAGUCAACAAAAUAAUAACUAUGGUUGGUGCUGGCGUGUCAACAGCUGCUGGAAUACCUGAUUUUCGAAGCCCAUCUUCUGGCAUAUACGACAACUUAGAAGAUUUUAACUUGCCCACUCCGAACGCAAUAUUCUCGAUUGAUUACUUCCGAAACGAUCCUAGACCUUUCUUUGAGAUUGCAAGGCGUUUGUAUCGACCAGAAGCAAAGCCUACGUUGGCUCAUUGUUUUAUCAGGCUACUUCAUGACAAAGGCUUGCUUCUUAGGCAUUAUACACAGAACUGUGAUAGUUUGGAACGCUUAUCUGGUUUACCAGAGGAGAAAUUGGUUGAAGCCCAUGGGACAUUUCACACAGGACACUGUAUUAAGUGCAAGAAACUGCAUGAUUUCGAGUUUAUGCUAAAUGAAAUUUUAGCCAAAAGAGUGCCUAAGUGUCUUGAAUGCAAACACGUUGUCAAACCUGAUGUUGUACUUUUUGGUGAGAGUAUGCCGAAGAAAUUUUUCAAGAACCUUUCUUCGGAUCUCAAUAAUUGUGAUUUACUCAUCAUAAUGGGUACUUCGUUAACUGUGUUACCAUUCUGUGCUAUGAUUCAUCGUGUUGGUAAUGAUGUCCCACGACUCUACAUUAAUCGAGAAUAUAACGAUGGAUCUACAGAGCCUGGUUUAUCUUCAUUCAUUAUGCGGUUUAUGGUGGCUGGUUUUAAACAGAAUUAUAUGAAAUGGGGCAGGUCUGAUAAUGAACGUGAUAUAUUUUGGUCGGGUAAUGCUGAUGAUGGUGUAGUCAAAAUAUCAGAACUUCUUGGCUGGAAGGAUGAUCUUUUGAGAUUAAAAGAAGGGACGGACUCUCGCUUAAAUGAAGAGUUUAUAGCAAAGAAAUCCCAUGACAAAAUCCUGACAAAAUCAGUGGGCAAUGAUUAA